Molecule: messenger RNA, 812 nt
Organism: Danio rerio (zebrafish)
Lineage: Eukaryota; Metazoa; Chordata; Actinopteri; Cypriniformes; Danionidae
Source: RefSeq, a predicted model, not a curated record
ACUCAACUCGCUGCAAAAAUAAAAUCUUGACAGCACUGUUGUGCUCCUGCUUACAAAAAUCUGCCUGCUUAUAUUUUCUUUUUUUGAGGGAGGGAACAUGGAAACAUUGAAUAGUUUAUCCGAUCUGAAAGAGUCCGGGUUUGGUCGGCCGCCUCCCAGACACGGACUGAACUUGCUGUGGUGGUUUGCUCAGGAAUGUGUCCGGAUUGACUCCAAUCAACAAAUGACUGCUCUGUGCUACCCUGAAAAUGGAUGUUUUGGUUUUCAUCGAUUCUACAACAGGGAUAGACCUAAACUACUCCCACCCAUUAAUCUACCAUACUACGAGGUGGGCAACCUGCACAACCCUGGAUCCCUGCCCUAUUAUGUCAUAGAGAAUUACACUGGGUAUUUAGAUGACAGCAACUGUGAUCGCAUUAUUGUUUCUUAUAACUGGAGAUGGAAGAAGUUUGACAGCGUUUACGUGACUCGACACUCAGAUCAGAAGAACUUUGACCCCAAUUGCACACGCCAAAUAAGCCCUGAACUCAUGAAGACCAUAAAAGAGAUGAGGCGUGCUGAAUUUCUCAGUGAACGCAGAAAUCAACCUGAAUCUCACUACAUAGAAAUGCCUCAUUCAGUGCAGAGUGAAACCAGUGAUUGCCCAAAUAGAAAUUGCUGGAUUGGGGUGGGGUGCGCCAUUGGAGUGAUCUUCCUCAUCGUUAUGACUAUUGUUUUACUUUUUGUCUUUGGUAAAAUUUAAUUUUAAAGCUGAAAGUUGCAGCUUAUAGAACAUGAGAUUUUACUUAAUCAAAUAAAUGAAACACAAAUAC